Penicillium salamii is the source of this 999-nucleotide messenger RNA. The record is from the annotation of a GenBank genome assembly. Lineage: Eukaryota; Fungi; Ascomycota; Eurotiomycetes; Eurotiales; Aspergillaceae.
AUGCCUUUCAACACAGCUUUGACGCGAAAGCUGGGGAUUCGGGUCCCCGUCGUCCAGGGUGGCAUGCAAUGGGUGGGAUACGCCGAGCUGGCCUCGGCCGUCAGUAAUGCCGGUGGACUGGGACUGCUCACAGCCCUCACCCAACCGACCCCCGAAGACCUCCGCAAAGAAAUCCGGAGAUGUCGCACCAUGACCAAAUACCCCUUCGGAGUGAACCUGACCCUCCUGCCCGCCCUGGUCCCACCUGACUACGCCGCCUACGCCCAGGUGAUCAUCGACGAGGGCAUCAAGAUCGUCGAGACAGCCGGAAACAACCCAGGCCCCGUGAUCACACAGCUGAAGAAGGCCGGGAUUAUUAUUUUGCACAAGUGCACGACGAUCCGUCAUGCCAAGUCUGCCGUUAAGCUGGGCGUCGACUUCCUCUCCAUCGAUGGCUUCGAGUGUGCUGGUCAUGUCGGUGAGCACGAUAUCACCAACUUCAUCCUGCUGAGCCGCGCCCGUCAGGAGCUUGGUGUGCCGUUCAUUGCCUCUGGUGGAUUCGCGGAUGGACAAGGUCUCGCUGCGGCCCUGGCGCUUGGCGCCGAGGGUAUCAACAUGGGUACUCGGUUCAUGAGCACAGUUGAGGCUCCCAUCCACCACAACAUCAAAGAGACUAUCGUCAAGGCCCAGGAGACGGAUACAGCUUUGGUGCUGCGCCGCUGGAAGAACACUACCCGCUUGUUUGGCAACAAGGUCACUCAAGAUGCUCUGAAGGUUGAGAGGGAGAGCAAGACUGGCGAGUUCAGCGAGAUUGGUCCUUAUGUUAGCGGCCAGCGGGGUCGUCAGGUCUUCAUCAACGGCGAUCCUGAUUUCGGCGUGUGGACUGCUGGACAAGUCAUUGGAUUGAUUCAUGAUAUUCCAACCUGUGCUGAUUUGCUCUCUCGUAUUGAGAAGGAGGCUGUGGAGGCCAUGGGUCGCACCAAGUCUCUUUACACCGAUGCCCCUGCCAGCAAGCUUUAA